Thalassophryne amazonica is the source of this 1813-nucleotide messenger RNA. RefSeq names its product NADPH oxidase organizer 1a (gene noxo1a). NCBI's taxonomy places the organism in Eukaryota, Metazoa, Chordata, Actinopteri, Batrachoidiformes, Batrachoididae. The coding region runs from base 63 to 1631 and encodes 522 amino acids. Gene Ontology annotation, molecular function: protein binding; phosphatidylinositol binding; superoxide-generating NADPH oxidase activator activity. The record is from RefSeq and is a predicted model, not a curated record. Gene Ontology annotation, biological process: superoxide anion generation. The transcript has 8 exons.
UGCAGAGCAUCCCUGCCUCAGUCUGAAACCAGCUUCUCUGGGCAGUGUUCCUGUUGUUAGUCAUGGAGGUGCAGCGGUAUCCGAUGAGCGUCCGUUUAAUCGGCGUAAUGAAGAAGGAAAAAGUCAAAGUCUACAUGGUCUCUGUACUCUGGUCUGAUCAUAAUGACAUCGUUGUUUACAGAAGUUUUGAAGAUUUCAAGAAAAUGCAUAAGAAACUGAAGAAAACAUUCCCAUCCUCAGGUUCUUUAAACAACUCACACAGAAUUCUCCCCAAAUUUAAAGCUAUAAAAAUAAAGAAGAAAGUUCAGAAGACUGGUCCAACUAAGUCUCUCAAGAGCCUGGAGUUCUUGCAGAAAUAUUGCAAUAAACUUCUGCAGUGUGACCAGCACGUCACCCAGUCUUCACACCUCAUACAGUUCUUCCAACCCAAAGACCAGGACCUACAACCAGACUUUGCAAAGAACAGCAUCAUGAUCAUGCCUUCAGACGAUGCUAUCAAGAGUGAAGAGCCCCAGGGUAAUGGCGGCAACGUGACACAGCCAUUUGUCACAGAGACGUACAGGUGUGUGGCCCCGUACGAGACCAAAGACACCAAGAAUAAACCGUUCAAAGUAACACUGGAUGAAAAAGUUGACGUACUUAUCAAAGACAAAGCAGGGUGGUGGCUAGUGGAAAAUGAGAGUAAACGCAUGGCCUGGUUUCCGGCUCCCUAUCUGGAGAAGGUGGAUGACUAUGAUGACGAUGAACCUGAUGGGACUUCAGAAAGAGGGAAGCUUUACACUGUAGUGAAGAACUACAAGGCCACCAAGGACGAUGAGAUAAGCGUAACCAUUGGUUCCUUGGUGGAGGUCCUGGAGAUGUCUGACAACGGCUGGUGGCUCAUCAGAUACAACGGCAAAGCGGGUUACAUCCCCACCAUGUACCUGCAGCCCUACAGCCACCCGCAUCUCCGCAUGGCACCCAUUCGAGACAGACUCAGCCCAACCCAGUUCCACGUCCCUGUCUCCAACCUUUCCAACCAGCUCAGCCGCUCACAGGGCAACCUGCUGGAGCCGCAACCUGUCAGCCCUUCCUCACCAAAUCAGCUGCAGCCUCAGAAAAGGUCACGUUCCCUUGAAAUGCUGUCAGAAUUACCCCCCACUAAGCCUGCAGCAAAGACCGCCUUAACCCCCAAAAAUCGCCCCACUCCUUCCACAGAAAACCUUGCUCAACCUCUGCCCACCAUCAAGGUGGAGAUGGACGAAGGCACGGUUGAGAACAGCAUGACAAUAGAUAGUGAGGGCAGCUUUGGCAGCUUUGAUAGUGACAGCACUGAUUUUAGCCUCAGCGAUGAUCUCAGUUCUUCUUCAGCGAGCUCGGUACUCAAUCUGAGCUAUGACGCUGCAUAUAAGCGCUUGCAAGUCAGUCGUACACCACCUCCACCCACGACGACCAGCCUCCUUAGUCCUUCAAGUGCCGAAGUUAAACUUACUCCUAGUGUCUCUGAUCCAAACCUCUAUAAGGGUCCCAAAGCACCCAAGGUGCCACCAAGGCCACAGACUCAAGAGAUCCUCACCCGUUGCACUACCAUCACCCGCAAGAAUGCAUCCAGAGGAGGAUCACCUGUACCACCUGAAAUAACAUCCUGUUAAAUUUCUCCUGAUGACUUUGUUAGAUUUAUGUUUGAGUAAAGGAACUUUGUAAAAAUAGGAAAGUUCUGACAUAGAACUUGAAUGCUAUGUACUACUAUCUCUAAUAUCUCUCUACUAGUAAGGAUGUACUGUAUCGCCUCCUCAGUCUAUAAAUGAAAUAAUUUUCAAUUGGACUUAUUUUC